AGGGAAAGAUGGUUCUUCUACGGCAGUUCAGGCUUCUUCUCUGGAAGAACUACAUCUUGCAGAAGCGGCAGAUUCUGGUCACGAUUAUAGAGAUCUGCCUGCCGCUGCUGUUCGCUGCGAUCCUCAUCGCCCUUCGCCACCGGGUGCAUUCGGUCGACCAUCCCAACGCCACCAUCUACAAGAACCAGUCGGUGGACGGCCUGCCGCCUUUCUUCCGCGACUGGCAUGGGCGCAGGCCCUGGCAGCUGGCGUACGUCCCCUCCAACAACACGGCCGUGAGGAGCAUCGCCGAGGCGGUGAAGGAGGCCCUGCAGGGCCAGCAUGUCAACAUUAAAGCUCGAGGGUUCCCCUCCGAGAAGGACUUUGAAGACUACAUCCGAUUUGAUAACCGCUCGGGCAACGUGCUGGCCGGACUAGUUUUCGAGGACUGCUUUGCGCACAGCCAGGAACCCUUGCCGAUCCAGGUUAGUUACCAGCUGAGGUUUAAAUACAGCCCUCGAAAUGCCCCUCGGGGUGAGCAGACGGGCCUGAGCCCAAACAUUGAUCGGGACUGGCACACUAGCUACCUCCUCCCGCUGUUCCAGUUGCCGGGACCCAGGGAAGCCAAGUAUGACGACGGAGGGACGCCGGGCUACUACCGGGAAGGCUUCCUCGCUGUGCAGCACGCCGUGGAUAAGGCCAUCAUCCGGUACCACGCCGGCGAUUCCGCAGCCAGCCUGCUCGAGAGGGUUGCCGUGGUCGUCCGGCGCUUCCCGUACCCGCCCUACAUCAACGACCUCUUCCUGCUGGCUGUCCAGAACCAGCUCCCCUUACUGCUCAUGCUGAGCUUCACCUAUACCUCACUCAACAUUGUGCGCGCCGUGGUGCACGAGAAAGAGAAGAAGCUGAAGGAGUACAUGCGCAUGAUGGGUCUCAGUAACUGGCUUCACUGGAGCGCCUGGUUCCUCAUGUUCUUCCUUUUCCUCUUGGUGUCCAUCUUCUUUGUCACGGUGCUCUUCUGCGUCAAGGUGAGCGAGCAGGGGGCCGUGCUCACAAACAGUGACCCGACCCUGGUGUUCGCCUUCCUGACCAUCUUCUCCGUCUCCACCAUCUCCUUCAGCUUCAUGGUCAGCACCUUCUUCUCCAAAGCAAACGUCGCCGCCGCGGCCGGGGGCUUCCUGUAUUUCUUCUCCUACAUCCCGUACUUCUUCAUCUCCCCGCGCUACGACCGCAUGAGCCACCCCCAGAAGCUUGCCUCCUGCCUCGUCUCCAACGUCGGCAUGGCCAUGGGAGCCCAGCUGAUCGGCAUGUUUGAAGGGAAGGGCACCGGCGUUCAGUGGCGGGAUCUGAUGAAGCCGGUCAGCGUGGACGAUAAUUUCACCAUGGCUCACGUCCUGGGAAUGCUGCUUCUGGACUCGGCCCUGUACGGGCUGGUGGCCUGGUACAUGGAGGCCGUCUUCCCCGGAGAGUACGGCAUCCCGCAUGCCUGGUACUUCUUUGUCAUGCCGUCGUACUGGUGUGGCAACCCCCAGACGGUCUUGGGGAAGGAGAAGGAAGAAGAGGAGGACCCGGAGAAAGCCCUGAAAAGCCAGUACAUAGAAGAGGAGCCGUCGGACCUGGUGUCGGGGAUCAAAAUUAAACACCUCUUCAAGGCGUUCAAGGUUGGGAGCAAGACCAGAGAGGCAGUCCGGGACCUGACCCUUAACAUGUACGAAGGGCAAAUCACUGUUCUUCUGGGGCACAACGGUGCCGGGAAAACGUCGACUUUGUCCAUGCUGACAGGACUGUAUCCUCCGACCAACGGCCAGGCCUACAUCAACGGCUACGAGAUCUCCAAGGACAUGGUUCUGAUCCGAAAAAGCCUGGGCCUUUGCCCACAGCACGAUGUCCUCUUUGAUCAAAUGACCGUGGAAGAGCACCUUUUCUUCUACGCUGGGCUGAAAGGUUUCCCUGUGGAGAAGCGCCCGGACGAGAUCGACCGGAUCCUGCGCAUCCUUAACCUGGAAGAGAAACGCAGGUCUCUGUCGAAGGCGCUUUCUGGGGGGAUGAGGCGUAAACUGUCCAUCGGCAUUGCGCUCAUCGGGGACUCGAAGGUGGUGAUGCUGGACGAGCCAACAUCGGGCAUGGACCCUGUUUCCCGCCGAGCCACGUGGGACCUCCUGCAGCACCAGCGGAGCGGCCGCACCAUCCUGCUCACCACGCACUUCAUGGACGAGGCGGACCUGCUGGGGGACCGCAUCGCCAUCAUGGCCAAGGGAGAGCUCCAGUGCUGCGGGUCUUCGCUCUUCCUCAAGCAUAAAUACGGUGCAGGAUACCACAUGGUGAUGGUCAAGGAGCCCCGCUGUAACCUGGGCGAAAUCUCUCGCCUCAUCUUCUACUACGUGCCCAAAGCCACCAUGGAAAGCAACGCUGGAGCAGAGCUUUCGUUCAUCCUUCCCAAGGAGAGCACGCACAGGUUUGAGGCUCUGUUCACCGAGUUGGAGUUACGGCGAGACGAGCUAGGCAUUGCCAGUUACGGCGCCUCGGUCACCACCAUGGAAGAAGUGUUCCUCAGAGUGGGCAAGCUGGUGGAUUCCUCCAUGGACAUCCAGGCCAUCCAGCUGCCGGCUUUGCAGUACCAGCACGAGCGGCGGUCCAAUGACUGGGCCACCGACGACUCCAGCAGCCUGAGCGGGAUGACGGAUGUGACGGACGACAGCGGGGCCCUGAUCACGGAAGACUGCUCCAACGUGAAGCUGAACACCGGGUUCUACCUCUGCUGCCAGCAGUUCUACGCCAUGUUCAUGAAGAGGGCCGUGUACACCUGGCGCAACUGGAAGAUGGUGGCCGCACAAUUCCUGGUGCCUCUGAUUUUCACCGCCUUCGCCCUGAUCGUAGCCAAGACCUUCCCGGGGCCGAGGGACUCCCCGCUACUCCGGCUGACCUUAAAUCCCUACGGCCGGACCACAGUGCCUUUUUCAGUCCCGCAAGACUCCACUUUGGCCCAACAGCUAGCAAUGCAGUACUCGGAUCUGGUUCGUGAUCAGCACCAGCGGCCGCUGGAGGUGGCAGGCGAUCUGCAGGGAUACCUGAUUUCUCAAGCAGCCGAAGAGGGGGGAGCUUUCAAUGAGCACUGCAUCGCGGCAGCUUCCUUCGAAGAGGGCGAGAACCGGACGUGGGUCACGGGGUUCUUCAACAACCAGGCCUACCAUGCUUCCGCCGCCGCCCUGCUGCUGGCUGACAAUGCCUUGCUGAAGCUCCUAGUGGGCCCCAAUGCUUCCAUCACCGUGGCCAACUUCCCGCAGCCCCGCAACGUGACCGAGACCGCCAAGGACCAGCUCAUGGAAGGCCAGACAGGCUUCGCUAUUGCCGUCAAUCUGCUGUACGGGAUGGCGUCCCUGUCCAGCACGUUCGCCCUGCUGCUGGUCAGCGAGAGGGCCAUCAAGGCCAAGCACGUCCAGUUCGUCAGCGGGGUCUACGUCGUCAAUUUCUGGCUGUCGGCCCUCCUGUGGGACCUCAUCAACUUCCUCACCCCCUGCGUGCUCAUGCUGGUGAUAUUCCAAGCGUUCGACGUGAAGGCGUUCACCCAGGACAGCCACCUGGUUGACGUGAUGCAGAUCUUCCUCCUCUACGGCUGGGCCACCAUCCCCCUCAUGUACCUCCUCAGCUUCUGCUUUUCUGUGGCAGCCACGGCCUACACCCGCCUCACCAUCUUCAACAUCUUCUCGGGCACGGCCACCUUCCUGGCGGUCACCAUCAUGAGCAUUCCAGAGCUUGGGAUGGUCGAUCUCUCAAAACUGCUGGAUAAAGUCUUCCUGGUCCUGCCCAAUUACUGCUUGGGGCAGAGCAUCAGCGACUUCUACCAGAACUACGAGUUCAUCCAAUUCUGCACCUCUUCCUUUGAGGCCGUCCUGGUCUGCAAAAUGUUCAAUAUUAGCUACCAAACCAAUUACUUCGCAUGGGAGAGCCCUGGGAUCGGCAAGUACUUGACCUCCAUGGCAGCUCAAGGGCUCUGCUUCCUCCUCCUCCUCUUCCUCAUCGAGACCAACCUCCUUUGGAGAGCAAGGACCAUCGUCUGUGGCAUGUGCCGGCGGCGGAAAUGGAUGCUCUUGCUGAACAAAAUCCCUGUGUUGCCGGAAGACCGGGACGUCGCUGAUGAGAGAAAGAAGGUCUUGGAGUCUCCGCCAGAAGCGCUUUCUUCCCUGAACAGUCCUCUGGUCAUCAAGGAGCUGACCAAGGUGUACAGCAGCAGGGACUCGCGGCUAGCCGUGGACCGACUCUCCCUGGCCGUCCACAAGGGCGAGUGUUUCGGACUCCUUGGCUUCAACGGGGCGGGCAAAACCACGACCUUUAAGAUGCUGACGGGGGACGAGAGCAUCACUUCGGGAGACGCUUACGUGGAUGGCCACAGCAUUCUGGCCAAUAUCAAAAAGGUCCAGCAGCGGAUUGGCUACUGCCCUCAAUUCGACGCUCUGUUGGAGCACAUGACCGGGAGGGAGACCCUGAGCAUGUACGCCCGGCUGCGGGGCAUCCCCGAGCGCUACAUCGGCAGCUGUGUGGAGAACAUGCUCCGGGGACUGCUGCUGGAACCGCACGCGGACAAGCUUGUGCGGAUGUACAGCGGCGGCAACAAAAGGAAACUGAGCGCCGGGAUCGCCCUGAUUGGCGGCCCGCCCGUCAUCUUCCUGGACGAGCCCUCCACGGGCAUGGACCCCGUGGCCAGGCGCCUGCUGUGGGAUGCGGUCACCAGGACGCGGGAGUGCGGGAAGUCCAUCAUCAUCACUUCGCACAGUAUGGAGGAAUGCGAGGCCCUGUGCACGCGCCUGGCCAUAAUGGUGAACGGGCAGCUUAAAUGCCUGGGCAGCCCUCAGCACCUGAAGAGCAAGUUUGGCAGUGGGUACACCCUGCUGGCCAAAACCCAGAGCGACGAAGAGGAGAACCUGCAGGCCUUCAAGGUGUUUGUGGAGAAAACUUUCCCAGGGAGUGUCCUGAAGCACGAACACCAAGGCAUGGUCCAUUAUCACCUGACCAAUAAGAACCUCAGCUGGGCACAGGUGUUUGGGGCACUGGAGAAAGCCAAAGAGAAGUACCACGUGGAGGAUUAUUCCGUCAGCCAAAUCUCCUUGGAGCAAGUCUUCAUGAGCUUCACCCGUUUUCAGCACUACACAGAAGAUCGAGGGAAGUGAGGCGGGGCCGGAGGGGGCGAGGCCCCCACCAGCUUCGCGGGACUGACCCGCUGUGUGUAUAUAUAGUAUACAUAGAGACAGUAAUUUAUAUUAUCGACCAUGUCUUCGACAAUGCA
This is a messenger RNA of Euleptes europaea (tarantolino), 5260 nucleotides long. It is a transcript of the gene ABCA3, whose product is annotated as ATP binding cassette subfamily A member 3. Gene Ontology annotation, molecular function: ABC-type transporter activity; lipid carrier activity; ATP binding. The coding region runs from base 9 to 5144 and encodes 1711 amino acids. Gene Ontology annotation, cellular component: membrane; intracellular membrane-bounded organelle. Gene Ontology annotation, biological process: transmembrane transport; lipid transport. The transcript has 30 exons. NCBI's taxonomy places the organism in Eukaryota, Metazoa, Chordata, Lepidosauria, Squamata, Sphaerodactylidae. The record is from RefSeq and is a predicted model, not a curated record.